AUGCCUAAUUACGGGGUUUUGCUGGUGGUCGGGGCCAGCGGGAAGCAGAAAACGGCCAGGAAGAGGGAGCGGGCAGUUGAGACGCCCCGCCAGAGUGUGCACGGCCCAGGGCUUGGCACCUCGGAGCAGCAGGUGAGCAAUUACAGCCCCUGCCCCCUCCCCACAGGCAUCCAGGGCCACAGGGAGCGAUUCACCAGCUGGUGCUGGGCGGGCAUCAGGGACAGGAACUUCCUGCACGCAGCCACUCUGAGCAGGAUCACAAAGGAGAGAUGUCCCUGGCUGCACCGGGUUCCCAGCCUGGCCCUGCGCGCUCGGGCCCCGCACCCUGGCUGCUGGAACGGCCGGACGGGCAGUGCCCAGGUGUUCUGUGCCUGCCUGGUGAGGGCGGGAGGGGGCUGGACCAGCCUUCCCUGGGGAAUCCUGCCCUCCGGGGAUCCCAGGCUCAGAAAACAGACCAGGCACCCUUGGCCAGCUCGGAACCACCUGGAGAUGUCUCUCUGGAACCCUGGCUCUUUAGUGACUGGCCCCAUGGAUGUGGCUUGGUGGUCACGCCCAGCGCCGGGGUCCAGGGGAGCACUGGGUCUCAGCCUCGGGGAAGUGGGGAGUAACGCGGCCGGAUUUCUACAGCCCUCUUGGGUGCAGACGGAGCGAGAGGGCACCGGCGGGGAGGAGCUUGUCAGCGACAGGGACGCUCACCAACUUCCAUCGGCACCUGCACUCCGACCCGGCCUCUUCCCCGUCACCUUCGGAGCCUCCCCUCAGACGCUGGGGUGGAGAGGGGUCAGCUGGAGGUGCGCGUGGGCGUCCACGGCGACACGUGGAUCGUGCACUCGGAAUUGCUCUCUACGUUCAGACACCGGCCUUGGGCCGAGUCUUCCCUCGGACCGGUGUCACCCACGGCUCCACGGGUCUGGACCCACUCUGGGCGGGUCCUUGGCCAGAGGACCCGACCCGCAGGACACGUUUGGAAAGGCUCUCGCGGCGUGCACCUGCCGUGAACUGCGUUCCGGUGCUCUCGGGACCCGUUAUCGGCCUCCGAACCGGCGUCCCCAGGCUCGCGUGACCCUCGUGUCAGUGUCGCCUGUGGAACUGCGUACGAGCCGGGCUGGCGCAAACUGGGUUCUCUGGCCGCCUGGGUCCGCGUUCACCUGGCGGACCUGGCUCACUUCCACACACCUUUAUUGCUCACCCACUGGUUUAGAUUCGCGGGGGCUGGAGACACAAAGACGGAUGGAGCUGUGGUACCGCCUAGCUGGACGCGUGCACGCAUCCCCUGCGUGGCGGGGGACGUCGGCAGGCUGCAGGCCGGGGGCUGUGAGCACAGAGGUGUGAGGAGGGCCCAGGCUGGGUCUGGGUUCUCAGAAGGGAGGGGCGAGAGUGAGUGUCUGGGUCCGCCGGCCCCGGUAGACUGCGGAGGCUCUGGCAGGCAGGGCCUGGUCGGGUCAUGGGGCAAGCCUCCUUCGGGGGAAGAGGACCAGGGGUUCCCAGAGGGCGAGAGGACAAGGCACUCGCUGGGGCGCCAGCAAGGUGCGCAAAACCCGCGCUGACACAGGCGCGCGCAGGUCCCAGGUCGCGCCCUGCGCUCUCCCUCUCCUCCUCGCGGGUGCAAACGCCAAAGGCAUUCUCCCCAGAUCUGCGUAGUGCCCGAGGGGAGGCGAGGGCAUCCCUGCAGGCAGGGUUGCCCAAUUCAGCCAAAAAGAAAGAAAAAAGAAAAGAAAAAAACCCAGAAAACGAACUUAUUCAUCGUGUAUAACACGUACUUAUUCACCGUGUAUAACAUACAACGUGUGUAUAUACACUAUUACGUAUUUAGAUAGAAGCGCGUAGGUGUCCGUAAACGUAGUUACAUCUAAGCAUAUUCACGUGUAAGUAUAAACACUCAAACGUAAGCGGACACACAGGAUGCCCGUUUACAUUUGAAGUUCAGAUAAGCGGGUACUUUUUUGGUGUUUGUCCCAUACAGUAUCUGAGAGCAUUUUCCCACAAAAAUGAUUCGUUGUUUGCCUGAAAUU
This is a messenger RNA of Felis catus (domestic cat), 2012 nucleotides long. RefSeq lists its product as uncharacterized. The transcript is spliced from 5 exons. Lineage: Eukaryota; Metazoa; Chordata; Mammalia; Carnivora; Felidae. The record is from RefSeq and is a predicted model, not a curated record. The coding region runs from base 1 to 1332 and encodes 443 amino acids.